UAUCAAGUUCAGGCGGCAUUACGCUAGGGAGUAGCUGUUGUGAAAAUCUUUCCGAAAAAGCUCUUAGAGACCAUCUCAAUAUAUGGUUAAGAUUGCUGUCUUUACUAAGAAGUAGGCCUAGUUUUGAUGUGUACUUCCAUUGUACAAGUAUAAAAUUAAAAGCUUGAAAAAAAGACAUGUUUUCAGCUAUGUCAGAGUAUGGGCCAUUGAUAGCUGCAGUGAUAGCCCCACAUUUGGGAGGAUUAGCUGGAGCUUUUAUUACCAAACGAGAAGUUCCUGAGUGGUAUGAGACCUUAAGAAAACCUGAUUGGCGUCCACCAAAUUGGAUGUUUGGACCUGUUUGGGGAACUUUGUACACUAGUAUGGGUGUUGCUUCCUACCUUGUCUGGCGAGAUGGAGGUGGUUUCAGUGGUGAUGCUAAACUUCCACUGGCACUUUAUGGAACACAAUUAGCUCUCAACUGGGCAUGGACUCCAAUAUUUUUUGGAGCACACAAAAAGGGCAUGGCACUUGUGGAUAUUAUAGCUCUGUGGGGUACUAUCGGAGGUUGUAUCUACACCUUUUGGUCAAUCAAUCACAAAGCAUCAUAUCUGAUGAUUCCAUAUAUUGCGUGGGUUACAUUAGCUUCUGCCUUGAACUACUGUAUUUGGAGAGAUAAUAGGGAUAAAAAAGACUGAUUUCAAGAUCUUUCAUUUUAUGUCUUUUUUUGUUUUAAAUUCUCCAGAGAUAUAGGUUGUUAAAAUUAUUGGUGCAUUAUUAAACUUUUAAUCAUAUACUAUCUUUUUUGAAUGUAUACUGAUUGAAAAAGAGCUAAAAUUACACUGUUUUCAGACAUCCCAAAUUUAAGGGCUAAGAAUAAUUUUUGUACUUUUGAAAAUUUUGUGGAAAUAAAAUGUUUGAGGUAUGAA
Limulus polyphemus (Atlantic horseshoe crab) is the source of this 908-nucleotide messenger RNA. Its product is annotated as translocator protein-like. Bases 177 to 677 code for a protein of 166 amino acids. The transcript has 5 exons. The record is from RefSeq and is a predicted model, not a curated record. Lineage: Eukaryota; Metazoa; Arthropoda; Merostomata; Xiphosura; Limulidae. Gene Ontology annotation, cellular component: mitochondrial outer membrane.